Molecule: messenger RNA, 1399 nt
Organism: Caretta caretta (loggerhead turtle)
Lineage: Eukaryota; Metazoa; Chordata; Testudines; Cheloniidae
Gene: SMIM30
Product: small integral membrane protein 30
Source: RefSeq, a predicted model, not a curated record
AACGUAGUCAAACUGUCUUCCUCUUUUUCUUUCUUCCUCUAAUGGCUGCCUCCAGGAAGGUAAUGCACAUACGCCUGGCUUCUAACGCAGGGUGAUGACUGAGUGGAGUUCAUUGCUUUCUAGAUUCCAAUGCUAACCAAAAAGGAAAUAUUAGAGUAAUUAUAGAGGUUAAGAUACAUUUGAAGUACCAGCUUGUCGUCAUUGUUUAACCUCCCUUCCAAGACCACCUGAUCAGCAACAUGGCUUUUCUUGGGAACGCCUCACAACUCUUUUUGGUGCUCCUUUCACUGGUGAUUAUGCUGCCUGUGGUUGAAGCCCUGGACACUGGAGACGCAAUUGCUCUCUUGCUAGGUGUAGUUCUAACUAUCAUUGGAUUCUGUGCCUGUCUAGGCUUGUAUGCAAGGAAAAGAAAUGGACAGCUAUGACUUUUUAAAGAGAUGACCUGGUCAAGCAUAAUCCUAAACUCUACUUGUUACAAUUUAGGGUUUAAAACUGAGCCUCAGUUCCCGACAACUUUCAAAACCAUGGAGCACAAUCCUGCAAAUCCUUCUUGCUAUGCCAUCCUUGGUAAUAAAAACUCUUACUGGUAGAAGGGGUUUACAGGAUCUGUCUUCAUGACAGUAGGAAGAUGAUUAUUUCAUAUUCCUUGGGAUGAGGGGUUGCAUUAAAGUAAAGAUGGAAACAAGCUAUUUGAAGAAAAAAUUGCCCAGGUUCAUUCACAGUGAAAGUUCAUAUACUGAAUGUAACAUUUGUACAAUUCGAUUUCUGGGGCUAGUCAGCAGGAAGGCAGCCAUAAACCUCCUACUCAGGAUAAUAAAGAUUUGGAAAUAUUGACGCAGUUUUAAUAUGAUAACUAAAGAAUAGCCUACUUAGACAUCUGUGUGAGUGCAGAUGUUCUUUCUAAUUAGAAUUAAUCCCCCUGCAACAGCUCACUUCUGCUGUAAUCAGGCUGAGACAUGGGCAAAAUAGACAAAUGUGCAAAACCUUUUCUGUAUUUUUAUCUGAGAAUGUGCGUCCUCUGUAGCUUGGAUUCAUGUUACAAAUUAGAAUCAAAUUUAAUCAAUAGCUAUGCUUAAGGAUUAGACCAUGAUUUUUCUUUAAAAUGUGUAUGAUAUAUAGGAGAAUAUAUGUAAUACAUCGACCAGUCAAACAAGGAAAAGAUUUCUGAAGAAAAGAUGGAAAUGACCAAAUGUUUUGUGAAUAUAUCUGUUGGUUCAUAUACAUUUAUGUUUUAGUUUUCUUUGAGAUGCUCACAUUUUUGGGGUUUGUUUUGCAACAAUGAAGACUUACAUAUAUUGUUCAGUGACUGGUUCUUUUAAUUCUGAGCAGUAGGGGUAUUAGAACCAGCUGCUUAUGUAACUUUUCCCCAUGUGAUCAAUAAACUCAGUAGAUUCUUUGA